Messenger RNA from Mercenaria mercenaria, 4189 nucleotides. Its product is annotated as deoxyribonuclease-1-like. Gene Ontology annotation, cellular component: nucleus. The coding region runs from base 212 to 1144 and encodes 310 amino acids. Lineage: Eukaryota; Metazoa; Mollusca; Bivalvia; Venerida; Veneridae. The transcript is spliced from 2 exons. Gene Ontology annotation, biological process: DNA catabolic process. Gene Ontology annotation, molecular function: DNA nuclease activity. The record is from RefSeq and is a predicted model, not a curated record.
UUUAUUUAAAGCGAUAAAAGACGAUAUGUAUAUGCAUAAGUUGUAUACAAACACUCGAAUGUUUCACAGGAUCGAUAAAAGUACUGACAUACUAGUUACAAAUAUAGUCAUUUGCGGAUUAUAAGGAAGGAAGAAGGAUCGUAUAAUUAUUUAUUCGUAGAAGUCACUAUUAUCAAAUAUAAUAGGAGAGACUGAAAGAAAGAGGUACACCAUGAGGAACAAUUAUUUACAAUGUUUGUGUUUACCUCUUUUAGUGUCACCAAUACAUACGUCGUUUUCAGCACAUAGAGAAACGAGUCAUUUAAGAAUAGGAGCCUUUAACGUGCGGAUAUUUGGAGACAGUAAAAUGGCGAAGACCAGCGUGGUAAAAGUGCUUGUGGACAUAAUAAUGAGGUAUGACAUCGUUCUCAUACAGGAAAUACGUGAUGCAUCCGGAGAUGCAAUAGAAGAGUUGUUAACUAAAAUCAAUGACAAAAGUCCUGAAAACACAUUCGCUAUGAAACUUAGUCCGAGACUUGGGCGAAGCAGUAGCAAAGAACAGUACGCCUUUCUCUAUAUAGAAAAGUCGGGCUUAAAAGUGGAUCGUGAUUAUGUAUAUGAUGAUGGAGAUGAAACACUAAAUACGGACACAACUAAGGUUGAUACAUUUGAAAGAGAACCGUAUGUUGUUUUGUUUGAGUCUUCAGCAACAAAGUUAAAACGAUUUGCCUUUGCAGGUUUGCACAUUGCGCCGUCAGAUGCAGUUAAAGAAUUGCAAGCACUAGAAAAUGUGUUUGAUGAUAUUAAGGAGCUGAAAAUCGACGAUAUAAUGAUCAUGGGAGAUUUCAAUGCGGAUUGUUCCUAUGUUCCAAACUACAAAUGGGAAACUAUACCGAUAAAAAGUAAUCCGUUAUAUACUUGGUGGAUAGGCGAUGAGGCCGAUACAACAGUUGCAAACACCAACUGUGCAUACGACAGGUUCGUGUCUAUAGGUCAAGGGUUCGAAACAGGUGUGGUCAGUGGCAGCGCAAAUGUGUAUAAAUUUGAUAGUGCAUUUCAAUUAAACCAAACAUUUUCGUUGGAAGUUAGUGACCAUUAUCCCAUAGAAUUUGAGCUCACAAACGACUCGGACACAUGUGAUGCUCAUGAAGACGUAUGUGACUAACAUACUUUUAUUAGUUAUACAGUGUGUAGUAUUACGUCGUCAGUUUUACCCCUUUUAAACUGUUUUAACUUCAGUGGACUCUGCUUGAUAAAUACAACUAAAAUAAUUACAGGCUGUUUGUUUUGAGGGCGCAUAAUGGACUAUUUUCGAUAAAAUAGAUAAAGAAGACCCAUUUUUGUUGAGAUGAUGAUCUAGAAUUGUCAUUUUAUGCAAAAGAAGUUUAAAAUUUAGAAAGACGUGAAUGUCUUAGGCUAAUCAACUAGCAGGUAGUAAUAGUUGUUGACAUUUUAUUGGUAAGAAGUACAUUUUUUGUCUGGAUUUAUUUAAUUUAGUAAAGGAGCCAUAUGUACAUGAAAGUGGCAGAUGGGAAGAUGGAAACAACAUGUAAGCGUCCCUUUUGAUCAGAGAAAAUGUUUAUUUUGUAAUAUAUCAGAGGAUGAAUACCAGUUUAUUAUUGAAUGCUCUCUUAAUAUUGAUUUAAGGUAUAAGUACAGUAGGAGAUACUAUUGGUUUCAUCUUAAUUAGAUCAAGUUCAUUAAUCUAAUUAAAAUUGAAAAUUUGACUGAUCUAACAAAACUGUCAGCCUAUGUAUACAAGGCGUUUGAUUAAGGGAACGUUUUGAAUUCAAUGUAGCAAUCCUUUAUAAAUGUUAUUACAAAUUUAUGUAAUUUUGUAACACUAUAUAGUUGAUACUUGUCAUAAUAUUACAGGCUCUCACUCUUUCACAGAUGUAACAAAUACUUGGUAUGAUGAGUGCAUCUAUUGAUAUAUUAGAUACCAACUUGGUUAAACAUCUUGUAUAUUUUCAAUGUGAUUUCUUCUGUGGUUCUGUUAUAUUGAUGCAUGUACACGGGCCAGACUUGGCUUAAAGGGACUGGACUCCAGAUUGUUCGAAUUCGACAAUAAAAAAAAAUAUUUAUUUUUUAGAUAUCUGGAAAUAAAUGUUAUAUUAUUGGGUUACCACUGUCCAACAUUUAUUACAACACAAGUGUUAUGUUUUGACCUUUCGUUUCACCGACCGUAUAUUAUGAAACUCCCUGAAUUGAAGAACUAUAUUUAUCUUUUAUUGGAAACCGGACUCUUUUAGAGUGAAAACAUCUAGCGUUUUUGACUGGUGGUUCAGGUGAUCCGGCACAUGUUAUACUGCAAGAAAUCUAACUUUAAUUACAUCAUACAGUAUAGCUGUUUAAAAUUUUAAUAUGUAAUGAUUGCAUAUCCAAUUACGAAUUACGAAUAAUAGUUAAAUUUGAAAGUGGUAUGUUAAGACAGCAAACACAUUGUACCUCUUUUUGUGUUUCCUUUUUCCAUAGAAAGCUGUUUUUCUUUGAGAGGUACUCAUUUCGCUGGAUUGGAUCAUGUCAAAUCUAUACCUGCAUAUAACAAAUUCAUUAAUAAAAUCUGUAAAAUGUUCCUUUGGAAGCAUAGAAUGCAACCAAGCAAAAUAAUAGCAGACUCGGUUUGACUGAGUCUGUUCAUGAGAUGUAUUCGAAAGUGCAACACCUCUCACGCCCCCUAGCACUGGCUUUUAAAAGCGGAAUUCUAUUACAAAGAUAUUGAAUGUACUCCAUGAUCCCAAAGGACCAGAAAAUGUAACAACACUUGCUCAUGAUGCGCAUUGCUUAAAUUUUUUCACGUCAUCCGUAUCCGAUAUAAAAUGUUUUGGUUUUUUAUCUCCUUGUAGUGUUUACAUUUAUACAGGGGAGGGGCGGAGUAUCCGGCUCAAUGCUAACAUAAUAUUAUAUCGAGUUUCAAAAAGCAGCCUUUCCUUAAUUCAAAAAUGCCUAACAUGUUAAUCAAAAUCGUUUUGCAUUAUCAAGUAGUUGUAGUUAACCUGGCAGACAUAUUACAUAUGUUGGGUGUCAUUUAGAUUCAGUGUGUAUACCAUCGUCAUUUAAAUGUUUAUUAUAGAAUAUAGAACGCAGUAAUACAGCAUUUCCCUGCUAAAUGUAAACAAUUUGAUAUAAAACCUAAAAUAUUAUGUCAGUUAUUUGACGCUUUUUUAGGUUCGAUACUAAAUUAUGCUUCGGAAAUAUGGGGGUAUACAAAAUCUAAAGAGAUAGAACGUUUACAUUUAAAGUUUUGUAAAAGACUAUUACAAGUCAAAAUAAAUAUGUGUAAUGCUGCAGUGUAUGGAGAAUUAGAUAGAUACCCUCUAUAUAUUGUUAGAUAUGUAAGAAUUAUUAAAUAUUGGUUUAAACUUGUAUAUAGUAAUAACAUUAUUCUUAAAACAAUAUACAAUAUGGCAUUAGACGAUUGUAAUAGUGGUUGUAUAAACUGGGUAUCAAAUGUUAAGAAGUUACUAAAUGAUUAUGGAUUUUCAUAUGUGUUUGAUAUACCUGAUACUAUUCAUAUUGAUAAAUUCAUACAUGAUUUUCGCUUAAGAAUAAUUGAUACAUAUAAACAGGAAUGGAAUAUAAGUGUCAAUAAUAGUUCAGUACUAGAUAUGUAUAGAAUGUUUAAAACAAGUCAUGAUUAUGAAUGCUAUUUAGACGUACUACCUCGAAGUCUUAGAUUUUAUUUUGUUAGACAGACUUUCUGCUCAUCCUUUAAGAAUACAAACGGGAAGAUAUUUACGUAACAAUAUUCCACGAAAUGAACGUUAUUGUUUGUGUUGUAAUAAACGAGACUUAGAGGAUGAAUUUCAUUUUAUUUGUAUUUGUCCAUAUUAUCAGCAAAUACGUAAAAAAUAUAUUAAGCGACAGUGUUUUGUAAAUCCAUCAGUUUUUAAGUUCCAUUCACUACUAAAUUCGACCAACAAAGAUGAGCUUAUUAAUGUGUGUAAAUAUAUCAAAGAGGCAAUCAAAAAAAAGAAAUUUAGUUAUUAAUAAUACAUUAUAAAGAACCCAUGUCAUUGUAUUCUCACUUCCUUUGUUAAUUACAUAAUAUUUGAUUAUACGUUAUAUGUCUAGGUAUUGUUUUCUCUUUUCUAUUUAAUAACAUGUUUGUUACUUUCUUUAAAAUUGUAUGAACGUGACUAUGUAUAUUGUAAUGUUGGUGUUUAGACGAUGUACGAUGUACAAGUCUCAAUAAAAUUCUGUUCUGUUC